AUGGGCAUGGUGCAGGCUGGUGAUGUGGCGGCCCCGGUGUGCUAUCGCGGGCCACCUGGGCCGAUGGGAGAUCCGGGGCCUGAGGGGCCAAAGGGACCUCCAGGAGACCCAGGAGACAACGGACCUGAAGGGGGACCAGGACCAGCCGGAGCAGAAGGACCACCACCAACACUUCCGCCUACGUCGCUGUUCGAGGAAGAGGAAGCCAGCAGCGGCUGCGAAGACUGGUGUCUGGUUCACUUGAAGAGCCAGCAUUGGGGCAAGAUCCCACAGUGCAGAGCAUGCGUCGGGUCGCAUCGGCCACAAUCCCUGGUUCCAUCUCCUCACCUCGAAGCGACCCGAAAUCUGGGGUCGACAGAAUCAUCACCUACCACCAGACGUGAGGCUGAGGGCCUUACGCAGCAGGCCAAUUCAGCCGCAGCCGCCGUUGUUGCGGGCUGCCCGGCAGGACCCCGAGGACCACGAGGACCAGUAGGAGCCAAAGGUCCCAGGGGAGAUCGAGGGCCCGAUGGACCGCCAGGGCCACCGGGACGGCCAGGACCACAAGGACCACCGGGCCCAGCAAGAGCUGUAUCGCUCCUUCCCACGCGGGACAGCCAAGAGGCCAAGCUACCCGAGGCAGAUGAUGGAGAAGGUGUGGUCAUGGUUGGCCAGAAGGAAGUCGAGGCAGGGGCAUCAAGAGCACCAGAAGCAGCGGAAGCACCAGGGUUGACGCAGGGCAGUGCAACGAAGCCCGGUUGCGAAGCCUUUUGCAAGAUCUACGUGAAUUGGAAGUACUGGCCUUUGAUCCCAGAUUGCAAGUUCUGCGUGGGUGGGCCAGCCACCGGGCCCCCGGGGCCCAAGGGGCCGCGGGGGCCGAGGGGAACUCGCGGAGAUCGGGGACCUCCUGGACACCCGGGCCCACGCGGACCGCCCGGACCACCGGGACCACCGGGAUACCCCGGAGAACUGGUCGACUGCAAAGACUGGUGCUACGUCUACCUCAAGCCAAAGUACUGGAUGCUGCUUCCUGACUGUCGGGCAUGCUGGGGAACGAAGCGCGCAGUACUCUUGCCGACCGACUCGACACCACAGGAAGUCGACUCCGUGCAUCUCAUGCAGGCAAAGACCAUCAUCUGGAAUGGGCCCAUGGGUGUCUUCGAAAUGGAGAGUUUCGAAGCCGGCACGAAAGCGCUGAUGGAUGAAGUCGUGGCGGCGACGAAGCGCGGCACGACCACCAUUAUUGGUGGGGGCGAUACGGCCACGUGCUGCAAGAAGUACGACACCGAGAGCAAGGUCAGCCACUGCAGCACCGGUGGUGGCGCCUCGCUUGAGCUGCUCGAGGGGAAGGAGCUGCCUGGUGUUGCCGUCUUGAAUGAGAAGGUAGCCGCCACGAACAACUACAGCGAUGACAACGUUUUCUCGCAGAUCAUCGAUGGGACGAUCCCAUGCUUCAAGAUCUUCGAGACGGAGGACACCCUGGCCUUCUUAGACGCCUUCCCGAAAGUGAAGGGACACGCUGUGCUGAUACCAAAGCGCAAGGGCUUUCUGGCCCUGGAUGGCAUGCCGGGGGAUGCCGCAGCUGCCUUCCUCGGGGAGCUCCCGAGGCUCUGCAAAGCUGUAAAGCGGGCCACUGGGUGUCAGGCCGUGAAUGUCAUCUCGAACCUCGGGGCUGAAGCUGGACAGAUUGUUUUCCACCCGCACGUCCACGUCAUUCCCCGAUAUCAGGAUGACAACAUGCUGACCAUGGCGCCUUCCGCAAGCACGAUGGUGGACAAAGAUGAGGCCACCGAGACGGCGAACGAGAUUAAAAAUGCCCUGAGAUCAAUCAGGACGAAGCCGAACAAAACCUCUCAGGAGCUGCAGGCGCUGAAGGCCGAGAAUGAUUCGCUAAAGGAGAAGCUCGCAGCCCUGGAGCCGUUGAUCCAAGCGGCCAGGGUGAUCCAGAGCUACAAGCCUUCCCAGGCGGUGGCUAAGGCAGCUGCCGCUGCCAAGGAAGAGGAGCAGAGGCCCAAGAUGAGAGACAGGAGAGACAAUCGCGCCCCGCCGCCCCCAGCGCCGCCCCAGCGGCCUCCCGAGAGAAGUGGCAAGGGCACGGGGAAAAUGCAGUCCAAGGGCGGCUACGGUGGUGACUACGGCGACUAUGGCUACUCGAGCUACGACCACCACAACUAUGACACUGGGUACGACACGUGGGAGGAGCCUGCCAGACUCAAGGGGAAGGCCGGUGGUAAGGGCUACGGGCCGCCGCAGAACUAUGGCUACUUCAAGGGUGGAGGAAGAGGUAAGGGCAAGUUCAAGUGA
Symbiodinium natans is the source of this 2283-nucleotide messenger RNA. NCBI's taxonomy places the organism in Eukaryota, Dinophyceae, Suessiales, Symbiodiniaceae. The record is from the annotation of a GenBank genome assembly.